CGCAGCCACCGAUGUGUGUGCUGGGUGGGUUUGGCCGCGCUGCCCACCCCCUCCCCCCCUCGGGAGGAGGGCCCAGCGAUGCUCUGUGACCGUGCCGCCUCCAUGUGGUUGCUGACGGGCCCAGGGGGGAGCAGGCAUGGGGCGCGGCCGCACCUCCCUCCCACCCCUCCUCGCGGAUGGCUGGCUAGGCGAUGAGCAGACGUGAGGGGCUAGCCGGCUGGCCGGCUCUGCAGGACUCUGCCUGGCUCCCGAGCGUCGGUCCCUCCGCGCCCGGGGCAGGAGCGGCUGUGCGCUGGGCUCAGAGGCCAGGCGGACGAGCGCAAACCCUGGGCUUCGCUAUGGGGUACAACAGCAGCUGGGUGUCACCGAACACCAGCCACCCGCGCAACACGUCGGGCGCCGAGGCUGGCGCCAACCUCAGCGCGUUCGGGGAGCUGAGCGAGGCUCAGCUGUACCGCCAGUUCACCACCACCGUGCAGGUCGUCAUCUUCAUUGGCUCGCUACUGGGAAACUUCAUGGUGUUAUGGUCAACUUGCCGCACAACAGUGUUCAAAUCUGUCACCAACAGGUUCAUUAAAAACCUGGCCUGCUCCGGGAUUUGUGCCAGUGUGGUCUGUGUGCCCUUCGACAUCAUCCUGAGCAGCAGCCCUCACUGUUGCUGGUGGAUCUAUACGAUGCUCUUCUGCAAGGUGCUCAAAUUCCUACACAAGGUGUUCUGCUCUGUGACUGUCCUCAGUUUUCCUGCCAUUGCCCUGGACAGGUACUAUUCAGUCCUCUAUCCUCUGGAGAGAAAAAUAUCUGAUGCCAAGUCUCGGGAGCUAGUGAUGUACAUCUGGGCUCAUGCAGUGGUGGCCAGUGUCCCUGUGUUUGCUGUGACCAAUGUCGCUGACAUCUAUGCUAUGUCCACCUGCACGGAAGUCUGGAGCAACUCCUUGGGCCACCUGGUGUAUGUUCUGAUCUACAAUGUCACCACGGUCAUUGUGCCCGUGGCUGUGGUAUUUCUCUUCCUCAUCCUGAUCCGGAGGGCCCUGAGUGCCAGCCAGAAGAAGAAAGUCAUAAUUGCUGCACUGAGGACCCCACAGAACACCAUCUCUAUCCCCUAUGCCUCCCAGCGAGAGGCAGAGCUACAUGCCACCCUGCUCUCCAUGGUGACAGUUUUCAUUCUCUGCAGUGUACCCUAUGCCACCCUGGUUGUCUACCAGACUGUGCUCAACGUACCUAACACCUCUGUCUUCUUGCUUCUCACGGCCAUUUGGCUGCCCAAAGUCUCUCUGUUGGCCAACCCUGUGCUCUUCUUAACUGUGAACAAAUCGGUACGCAAGUGCUUGGUGGGGACCCUGGUGCAGCUGCACCACCGGUACAGUCGCCGCAAUGUGGUUAGUACAGGGAGUGGGGUGGCUGAGCCCAGCCUUGAGCCCAGCAUGCGCUCGGGUAGCCAGCUCUUGGAGAUGUUCCACAUUGGGCAGCAACAGAUCUUUAAGCCCUCGGAGGAUGAGGAAGAAAGUGAGGCCAAGUAUCUCGGCUCAGCCGAUUUCCAGGCAAAGGAGGUGCUCACUUCCUGCCCCGAGGGCGAGCAGGAGCCACCACAGCUUGCACCGUCUGUGCCACCUCCAGGCACAGUGGACUCUGUACCUCGGGUGUCCCCAGUAGCUCCCAUAGAAUCUGGGAUAUUUCCUGAUAAGUAUUCCCUGCAGUUUGGCUUUGGGCCUUUUGAGUUACCCCCUCAGUGGCUCUCUGAGACCCGAAAUAGCAAGAAGAGGCUGCUUCCCCCACUGGGCAAUACCCCAGAAGAGCUGAUCCAGACAAAGGUGCCCAGAGUGAACAGGGUGGAGCGGAAGAUGAGCAGAAACAAUAAAGUGAGCAUUUUUCCAAAGGUAGACUCCUAGCAAGACCUGUGAGGGCCUGGAAGCCACAGGGAGCUUGUGUAUUCCUGCUCCCCCCUCACUCUGGCUGCAAGCCACCGUGGGGCGACAACUCCUCUAUGGGGCAGAUGCUUCUGAGUAAAAGGGAAGUCUACAUAAAUCCAAUGUCCUCUUUAUUGAGGGAGUAUAUAUUAUCUAUCUUAGUGGUCUGUGUCCUUCGUCACAUUCAGUGUAAGGUGGGCAGAACGGAACAUUUUUCUGGGAGAUUCCUCCUUUCCCUGUGUGCAGCAGAGAACUCAAAGGGAGUAGGCACUCUGAGGAGGCCCAGGAUAAUUAUGGGUGUCAAUGGCCACAAAGAGGAAGCUGAUUUGGUUUUAAUUUUUUUUUUUUGAGACUGGAUCUCUCUAUGUAGCCCCACCAUAUAGACUGGGCUGGCUUUGAACUCAGAGAUCCACUUGCCUCUGCCUUCUGAGUGCUGGGAUUAAAGGCCUUGCCCGCAUGCCCACUUAAGAAACCUAUUUGGAUAGCUAAAUAAGAAUAACAAACAGAAAGAUAUCUGUACUGAGAAGACAGAGCCAUAGUGUCCAAUGCUGUUCACUAGAUUUUGCAACCACCUGGAUCCUGUUUGCCGAUACCCCUCAUCCGGAUUUCUGGGUCAUAAAGGGGGGAUGACUGGUCCUACUUUGUGGCAGACAGGGCAGUGUCCGAGGGAGCCUUUUUGUCCUUGAUUAUCUUUCCAUCCUGUUGGUAUCACCAAGGCCUCCCACAAAUGUACAAAUGUCCCUUCUGUCACCAGUCACCACUGCUGCCAGGAAACCACUGCCAACCCUUCGCUGUGUGUCCAUUUAAACUGCACUUGAUCAGCAUCAAGGAGAGAAGCUUUGUGGCAGUGAAGGCAGGUUGAGAAAUGCCCACGAUGCAUAGCUUUUCUUUCUUUGACAUGAUCUAGAACAAAAGACUAGAGUCAGUAUAGUGGGAUAUAUUGAGUGACGUAUAGGCACAAAGUAAAACGUCAUAAUUGGCAAGUGUUUGGAGUUAAAAGUUGCUGAAGAAAUGUAGGUGACAUGCACUGGGUCCUUUGGCACCUUUAAGGUAAAAUUCCUUUAUUAGCACAAGUGAUUCUGCCCCAGGACUUGUUAGUCUGACCUAUAGAAUGGGCCCGCCUGACAGUCUCAUUUUCAAUAUGUUCAAUGAUUCUGGUCCCCAGAGAAGGUGAGCAGAGCAAGGAGAAAUAAUGAUUGCAAAAUGCUAAAGCAAUACCCACCCUGAUUUAGCACUUCACCCCCUACUUCCCAGUAAAGGUUCAGUAUGAGCCAUGGUGGAUGGGAGAAUGUGUUCUUUCAGCAGCCCAAUGUCCUGGUUCUCACGUGUGAGCCACUCUGGGACUGAUGUACCAGGCCUAAUUCCAACUGAGCCCUCCCCUCAUAUGUCAAGUCUGCAGCUCUGCUCUUCUUUAGGGUGCUUUGUUCUUGUUCGUGGUACUUAGUGGAGCCAGCUGGGUGGCUUGAAUGGAUGGGUGUUCCUUACUGGCAAAUCUCUACAUCUCAGAGGCAGUGGUCCUAGCAGCCUGUUUAGUCAUGCUGGCUCAUCUCCCCUAGGCAGAAGCUCAGUCCAUGUGUGGGGAGACUCCUUUUCUUUCCUUCUGUUGUAUUAUGUCUUGUGAACCUCAAAAUCUUCUCCUUGAAGAGGGAGCUCCUUCCUUUCUGUGAACCACCUCACAGACUUGUUUGCUUGCCAUAGAGACAGGGUACUGCACCCCUCUUGAGGCUCUGUGGCCCUCCAGGCCCUGUGUACAUGUCAUCUGUAGCUCUUGGUCCUGACACUGUGUUAAUGCUGUGGCCCUUCAAGCUCAUCUUUCAAAGCCUUCUUAGUUGAUACAGCUUUUACUAAGGGGAAAAACACAAUCCUUUCAGAAUAUUGUGUGUACCUGAGGAGAACCUGUGAAAUAAACCUGUGUUGCUGUCACCGUCCUGACAUGUGUAUGUAUGACUUAGUACAUUCUCAACGGCAGAGUUUGGUUCACCAAAUUCUCAUGUAUGCUUGAAAGAGAAGGCUGACGCCUAACAGGCUGUCACCGAGUGUAUUUCUAUACUCUUUGAAGAAUAACAUUUUAAUAAAAAUUAUAAAGCUG
This is a messenger RNA of Mus caroli (Ryukyu mouse), 3993 nucleotides long. It is a transcript of the gene Gpr176, whose product is annotated as G protein-coupled receptor 176. Gene Ontology annotation, biological process: G protein-coupled receptor signaling pathway. Gene Ontology annotation, molecular function: G protein-coupled receptor activity. The record is from RefSeq and is a predicted model, not a curated record. Gene Ontology annotation, cellular component: plasma membrane. NCBI's taxonomy places the organism in Eukaryota, Metazoa, Chordata, Mammalia, Rodentia, Muridae.